Molecule: messenger RNA, 207 nt
Organism: Peronospora matthiolae
Lineage: Eukaryota; Oomycota; Peronosporomycetes; Peronosporales; Peronosporaceae
Source: the annotation of a GenBank genome assembly
AUGACGAAGAACCCGGUCAACCACGGCCGCGCCAAGCACAUUGAUAUCAAGUACCAUCACAUCCGUGAUGAGGUCAAGCGCGGUGAAAUGAAGCUCAAGUACUGUGAAACUGCGGUGAUGCUAGCGGACAUCAUGACGAAGGGACUUCAUGGACCACGCCACAAGGAGAUGACGGCGGCUCUCGGCAUUCGUGCGAGUUCGCAUUGA